Messenger RNA from Gavialis gangeticus (Gharial), 465 nucleotides. RefSeq names its product lysosomal protective protein-like. The record is from RefSeq and is a predicted model, not a curated record. NCBI's taxonomy places the organism in Eukaryota, Metazoa, Chordata, Crocodylia, Gavialidae. Gene Ontology annotation, biological process: proteolysis. Gene Ontology annotation, molecular function: serine-type carboxypeptidase activity. The transcript is spliced from 3 exons. The annotation marks the transcript as partial.
GGCCGGGGCCGGGGCCGGGCUCACAGCUGCUCCGCCCGCAGGUUCGUGGAGGCGCAGAGCAGCCCCGAGACGCGCCCGCUUGUGCUGUGGCUCAACGGUGGCCCCGGCUGCAGCUCCAUGGACGGGCUGCUGACCGAGCACGGCCCCUUCCUGGUGCAGCCCGACGGCGCCAGCCUGCGCUACAACGACUACGCCUGGAACCAGGUGGCCAACGUGCUGUACCUCGAGUCCCCCCUGGGCGUGGGCUUCUCCUACUCGGACGACAAGCAGUACACCACCAACGACACCGAGGUCGCCCACAACAACUACCUGGCCCUGAAGGAGUUCCUGCGCCUCUUCCCGGAGUACUCCAAUAACGACCUGUACCUCACCGGCGAGAGCUACGCCGGGAUCUAUAUCCCCACGCUGGCGCAGUGGGUCAUGCAGGAUCCCAGCCUCAAGCUCAAGGUGAGGGGCAGGCGCCGG